Molecule: messenger RNA, 585 nt
Organism: Sitophilus oryzae (rice weevil)
Lineage: Eukaryota; Metazoa; Arthropoda; Insecta; Coleoptera; Curculionidae
Product: cuticle protein 19-like
Exons: 3
Coding region: 1-585 (194 amino acids)
Cellular component (GO): extracellular matrix
Source: RefSeq, a predicted model, not a curated record
AUGAUUUUUAGAAUUUUGGCACUGACUACGCUGGUCAGUACCUGCUAUGGAGUUCUCAAACCAUAUCCAGAAGCGAGUGUUAAUUAUGUAGAUGGUUAUAACUAUGAACCUUACGGUCACUUGGGUGAGGAAUAUGGUUAUGGACAUGGAUACGGUCAUGGAUAUGGUCACAGUCACGGCUACAAGAAGGAUUAUCACUCUUAUCCAAAAUACAAAUUCGGCUACGGCGUCAGCGACCCACUCACAGGAGAUCACAAGUCUCAAGAGGAACAUCGAGACGGCGACGUUGUCAAAGGACAUUACACCGUUGCCGAUCCAGACGGUACCCUAAGAGUAGUUCAUUACAUCGCCGAUCACAACGGAUUCAGAGCUGUGGUCGAAAAACACGGCGAGUCGGUUCAUCCGCAACCAAUACAUCACCCUCCGGUAGUUGAGAGAGUCGUACCUGUAGUUAAAGAAGUUGUGCCUGUAGUUAAAAAGAUAGUGCCAGUAGAUAAAGAGGUCGUUUACGAGAAACCGUACCAUUAUGGGAGUGGGUAUGGGGGAUAUGGUUAUGGUCACCACAAUGAUCCCUAUGGAUAUUAG